Molecule: messenger RNA, 1623 nt
Organism: Rhodamnia argentea
Lineage: Eukaryota; Viridiplantae; Streptophyta; Magnoliopsida; Myrtales; Myrtaceae
Product: bifunctional nuclease 2
Exons: 10
Coding region: 98-1060 (320 amino acids)
Biological process (GO): protein ubiquitination
Cellular component (GO): VCB complex; nucleus
Molecular function (GO): protein binding; nuclease activity
Source: RefSeq, a predicted model, not a curated record
GUGUCUCCAUCUCCAAACCCCGAGGCCCGUUCCUUGUUUCCUCCAUCCGGGAUCACCUACCUUCAUCACUCUCUCUCUCUCUCUCUCUCUCUCUACAAUGCUCGCAGCUCAUCUGUGCGUCCGCGCGAUCUCCGGCUACGUCGCGGCCGAGCAAUCCGAUGCCAGCCGGUUGGUCGCGGCUCCAUGCACUUCCUCUUCCCUCCGCGUGUCGGUCCGUCUGUGUAGAGGGAGGAGGCGGUGUCGCGGCGUCAAACCCCUUGUCAUUUCGUGCAAGUCGCCCGGCGGGGGCCUCGGCGGCGGAUCGAGCGGCGCCGACGACGGGGACGGCCAUGACGACUACCUCCAAGCCUCUCUCCUCCUCGCUGAAACCGUUUCUCACUACCGUAUGCGGAGGAGAGGAUAUCAAGUAGAUGCGAAGAGUCAGUUAUCAAGCCAAUUGCAUCCUUUUGCAAUUAGAGCAAGGGGUCCUAGUGUAGAUCAAGGAUUCCUUCAUCGGUUUCACAGUCCUACAAUUUUUCUUAAGAUUGUUUGUGAUGGAUCUUUCCUGCUACCCAUUGUCGUAGGAGAGUAUGCCAUUGAAAAACUAAUUGAUGCCCUUCACGGCGGUGAAAAUGGGGGUUGUACAGAUCAAUUUGAUUUGGUGAAGGAUCUUACAGACAAAGUUGGUUUUGAAAUAAAGAUGGUAAGGAUCACACAGAGAGUGGCAAAUACUUACUUUGCCAGAUUGUAUUUCAGUAAGUCAGGGAAAGAUGAUUUACUAAGUGUAGACCUUCGUCCAUCAGAUGCCAUAAAUGUGGCUCAUAGGUGCAAGGUGCCAAUAUAUGUAAAUAAGCAAAUUAUCCUCAGAGAUGCUAUCAGAUUUGGUUAUGGAACAGAGACAACGCGUGACAGAAAACCGGUCUACGAUGUCUUACUUGACAGUGCUUCAGACAGUCCAGAUGUGCUGGCUGAAGAACUUGAUUUAGUCAGAAACAUGAAUCUAGCUAUCAAAGAGGAACGAUACAAUGAUGCAGCCUUGUGGAGAGAUAAACUAAUGAAGCUUCGUAAAUCAAAGACGUAAGGAUUGGCCAGAUACAAAGAGGAAAUCCAUUCCCUCAUUGGCCCGCGGGUCUUUAAAAUCUCUUUGGGGUUAUGCCAUCCCCAAUCCCCAUACACCUUGGUGACAGUAAAGGUUGAAAAGGUGUAGGGGCGAGAAGUCAAAACAUGCCAAUCUUAAUUGUCAAGUUAAGCCCUUGGUGCUGCGGCAUCACCCCGGUUGUGGCAUUAAAUCACUUUACAUCACUCAAAACAUGUUCGUUUGCAACACAUUUAAUUUUAUUACUUGUUUAUAAGUUUAGUCUCCUUUGCCUGACCUUGAAAAUUGGACAUGAUUCUUGAUUUUAAAUUAAUAUAUUGAUUCUCAACUAGUAUCUCAAUUUGGGGUAAAUGUUAUCAGUGAUCACUUUACUUUGGUCCAUUUUCAAUUUGAUAAUUGAAUUGAGACUUUUAUCCUUGUUAUACAUACGAUUGAUGUAGUUUGCCUGGAUUUCCAUAGAUAAAAUGUUAAUGUAGUGUUUUUGGGGUGUACAUGUGGUAGCAGUGAUCAAGAAUGAGAUCUAACCUCAAUACCAUAACAAUGGCACA